GCUGAGGCCAUUGCAGGACACCAUGUAGCAAAUUGUAUCACAUUGUAUAGUAUUACAAUAAAACCUGUGUUCCUGUCUGAUGACUUGUCUGAAUUUAAUUACCCUUUUGUGACAGCAACUCUAGACUCUCUUGAAUGCUAAACAUCUACAAUGGACUUCAGUGGACAAUAUGAACUCCAGAGUCAAGAAAAUAUGGAAGAAUUUAUGGAAGUUUUGGGAGUCCCAGAUGAUAUGAUUGAAAAAUUCAAAGACCUCAAGAGGGUUACUAAAAUUGUCCAAAAUGGAGAUGACUUCAUAGUUGCUAUCCAAACUGGUGAUCAGGUACUUGUCAAUAAUUUCACACUUGGACAAGAGACGCACGUGCAAACUCCUGCAGGAGACAGGAUCAAGGCUAUAAUGAACCUAGAGGGAGAAAAUAAGCUAGUUGUUAAAGCAAAAGAUUUUACUUCAGUUGCAGAGUUUGAUGGAGAUCUGCUGACAAAUACAAUCACUUUUGGUGAUGUUGUUUACAAACAAAUAAGCAAAAAAGUUGAAGAUCCUGAUGCUGAGGAAGAUCAUCUGUAG
Molecule: messenger RNA, 564 nt
Organism: Stegostoma tigrinum
Lineage: Eukaryota; Metazoa; Chordata; Chondrichthyes; Orectolobiformes; Stegostomatidae
Product: fatty acid-binding protein 1, liver-like
Exons: 5
Coding region: 151-564 (137 amino acids)
Biological process (GO): fatty acid transport
Cellular component (GO): nucleus; cytosol
Molecular function (GO): fatty acid binding
Source: RefSeq, a predicted model, not a curated record